CAAGAUCUCUCUUAUUUAAAAUGGAAAGCGCGUGUUUUGAUAAACAGAGAGCAAUGUCGGUUUGGUUGUGCACCUUUGUGAAGCCAAACAACUGGCUACAGAUGAGCGGACUGGACCUUCCUAUUCCCUUCCCCACACGUCUUCACUCUGCAUUGAUCCCCUAUAAAUACCAACUCCAGCACCCAAAAAAACUUCAAACCAAACCCACCUCUUCAAAUUCAUCAUUCACAUCUCAAACAAAAAUCAUGGCUUCACUGAUAUUCUUUUCAUUUUGGAUUGCUUCUUUUGUGGCAGCUACCUCAGCUGGUAACUUUUAUCAAGAUUUUGACAUCACAUGGGGAGAUGGUCGUGGUAAGAUACUAAACAAUGGUGAUCUCCUCACUCUCUCCCUUGACAAAGCCUCUGGUUCAGGUUUCCAAUCCAAGAAUGAGUUUCUAUUUGGGAAAAUUGAUAUGCAACUCAAGCUUGUCCCUGGCAACUCUGCUGGCACUGUCACUGCUUACUAUUUAUCUUCAAAAGGGUCAACAUGGGAUGAGAUUGACUUUGAAUUUCUUGGGAAUUUGAGUGGUGAUCCUUAUAUUCUUCACACAAAUGUUUUCAGUCAAGGAAAGGGAAACAGAGAACAACAAUUCUAUUUAUGGUUCGACCCAACUGCAGAUUUCCACACAUAUUCCAUUCUUUGGAAUCCACAACGCAUUAUAUUCUCUGUAGAUGACACUCCAAUUAGGGAAUUCAAGAACAUGGAGUCCAUGGGUGUUGCGUACCCAAAGAAUCAAGCAAUGAGAAUAUACUCUAGUUUAUGGAAUGCUGAUGACUGGGCCACAAGAGGAGGACUUGUGAAGACAGAUUGGUCUCAAGCUCCCUUCACUGCCUCCUACAGGAACUUCAAUGCCAAUGCUUGUGUUUGGUCCAACGGUGCAUCUUCUUGCCCUUCAACUAAAAACAGUAGUAAUGCUUGGCUCUUACAGGAGUUGGAUUCUGCACACCAGGAGAAGCUGAAGUGGGUGCAGAAGAACUACAUGAUAUAUAACUACUGUGGUGAUACUAAGAGAUUUCCUGGAGGCCUACCCAAGGAGUGCAACAGCAGCUUCUAGUUCAUAAUGUUGCAUUGAUACUGUGUUUUUGUGUAAUUAUUUACACUGUAUUCUUUAAUUCUUUGGUAAUUGUCCUAUUGAUGUAAUGCAAAACAACGCACAAAUGGAAAAGAUUACUCUUUGGUGAUUGAAUCAAUUUCAAUGAAUUUGAGUUGUGCAUUCUUUGAA
Messenger RNA from Tripterygium wilfordii, 1262 nucleotides. RefSeq names its product probable xyloglucan endotransglucosylase/hydrolase protein 23. Gene Ontology annotation, molecular function: xyloglucan:xyloglucosyl transferase activity; hydrolase activity, hydrolyzing O-glycosyl compounds. Bases 21 to 1094 code for a protein of 357 amino acids. Gene Ontology annotation, biological process: xyloglucan metabolic process; cell wall biogenesis. Gene Ontology annotation, cellular component: cell wall; apoplast. Lineage: Eukaryota; Viridiplantae; Streptophyta; Magnoliopsida; Celastrales; Celastraceae. The transcript is spliced from 4 exons. The record is from RefSeq and is a predicted model, not a curated record.